GUCAGCCGAAUAUGGCUGCGCCCGGGCCAGUUAAGCAAAGGUUGCCUUGAGCCUCGGCAUAGCUGAGGAGGACCGGGGGAGGCACCAGCUGCUUAAAGAAGGGGAGCAUAAGGUUCCAAGAUGGAAAAUCAUGAACUAGAUGAUACUAUCAAGGAAAACUUAAAAACUCUUAAUAUUGUAACCAGAAAAAUUAACCAACUUCCAGAAGCAGAAAAGUAUCUGCUUGAACAUGGAUCAACAUAUGUUGGACUUAAUGCUGCUCUCUGUGGCCUAAUAGCAAACAGUCUUUUUCGACGCGUCUUAAAUGUGACACAGGGUCGGCUAGCUGCCAGCUUACCAAUGGCAGUGAUUCCGUUCUUGACAGCACAAAUAUCUUAUAAAGGUUUUGUAAGUUUACCUUUGAGUACAGGUAAUUUGAGCUGUGAAACUUGUACUGUAACAAGGAGUGGACUGGUUGGACUUAUUUUCAGUGGUCUUUAUCCUGUUAUCUUGGCUAUACCUGUGAAUGGUGGCCUAGCAGCCAGAUAUAACACAGCCCUGCUACCAGAGAAAGGAAACAUCUUAACCUACUGGAUUAGAAUCUCUAAGCCUGUCUUUAGAAAGAUGCUGUUUCCCAUUUUGCUCCAGACUGUGUUUGCAGCAUACCUUGGGUCUAGACAAUAUAAACUACUCAUAAAAGCCCUUCAGUUACCUGAACCUGGCCUAGAAACUCCCUGAUUUAAAACAAAUAUGUGCACAAAAAUAAAAUGGUAAAAACCUAUGUCUAAUGUAUGAAUAAACAGACUUGUAAUUUAUUAUGUAAGGUACUACUUUGGGAUCUACAAAAGGCUACACAGGACAAAAAAGGCUGAAUCCCAGUAAAGGCUACCCACUUAAACAAGAGCACGACUUCUCUAGGUUGCCCAAUAUUGUCUCUUCCAUCUAGCUCACUCUACUCCUUUACAUUAGGCAUUGAGUUUGGUCUAAAGGAAAAGAUAACCAUAUAGCAGUUUUCACUAAAGACCUCAUGAAGAAGCCGAACAGGAAUGAAAAUGGGAAAACAAAAAAAAUUAUCAAUAUGCUAUAGCAAAUGUUUCUAAAUUCAAAGGGUUUCCACAGGCAUUAAUCCAUGGAAUCUUAUAUUUAACAACUUUCCUCACCAAAGGAUCAAUUCAUCUUCCUCACACCACACACACACCCAUUCCCAUUCCCAUCGAGUCGAUUCUGACUCAUAGCAACCCUACAGGGCAGAGCAGAGCAGAGCUGCCCCAUAGGGUUUCCAA
Messenger RNA from Trichechus manatus latirostris (Florida manatee), 1262 nucleotides. RefSeq names its product transmembrane protein 126A (gene TMEM126A). The coding region runs from base 121 to 717 and encodes 198 amino acids. Gene Ontology annotation, biological process: mitochondrial respiratory chain complex I assembly. The record is from RefSeq and is a predicted model, not a curated record. Gene Ontology annotation, cellular component: mitochondrion. Lineage: Eukaryota; Metazoa; Chordata; Mammalia; Sirenia; Trichechidae. The transcript is spliced from 5 exons.